This is a messenger RNA of Tetrahymena thermophila SB210, 774 nucleotides long. RefSeq lists its product as hypothetical. The transcript has a single exon. The record is from RefSeq and is a predicted model, not a curated record. Lineage: Eukaryota; Ciliophora; Oligohymenophorea; Hymenostomatida; Tetrahymenidae.
AUGACUUCUAAAAUUAUUUCUCUUGGUUCUGAUUUUCUAAAUUAAUACUUUGAACAAAAAAGCUUAAGUAUUGUAAUAAAAUAAUUUUCAAAAUAGAUUGUUUCUUAUCUAUUAAUAUAACCUGACCUGCAAAAAUUAAAAUUUUUGUUUACAAUUUAUGAAGGAGAAAAGAUUAACCAAAUUAAACUUCAAAGAGUAGAUAGACUUUAUACAGUAUAAAAAUAAAAUGAAAUUAAAACAAAAAUUGACAAGAAUGAAUAGCAAUUUUUAUCUUAACUUAAGAGCUAAUUCUAUUUUCUAAAUACUCUUUAAGAAAUUCUUUUGAUUUCUCUCAAAUAAAUGGAUUUUAAUUUAAUUUUCUAAAGAAAUAUCGAAAUGAGGUUUCAUAAAAUAGGUUGGUCAUUUAUACCUUAAAAUUUUAAUACCAAGCUUAUAGAUUAAAUAUAAAUUUAGCAAAUACCCUGCUAUAUUAAUUUAUCAAACAUUUCUGCUAUUUUGAAUAAAAUUUAAAUUAGUUUAACUAAAAAGUACAUUCACUUUCCUGAUGUUUAAAUAUUUCCAUUAUGCCAAAUAGGCAGAGAGUUUUUACUCAAUUUUAAUAGUGAAAGAAAUACUUAUAGCACAGAGGAUUUAAUUAGCUCUUUUAAAUAUUAUGAUAUUAAAUUUUCUUAGUCUAAGUACUUAGUUGAAGCCUUAGAAUUUGCUUUAACUAGCAUGAACUUAUGGUCAGAAUCAAUUAAAACACACAUUUUAGAAGAGUUUUCAUAUAUUUGA